Molecule: messenger RNA, 549 nt
Organism: Aspergillus costaricaensis CBS 115574
Lineage: Eukaryota; Fungi; Ascomycota; Eurotiomycetes; Eurotiales; Aspergillaceae
Exons: 1
Coding region: 1-549 (182 amino acids)
Source: RefSeq, a predicted model, not a curated record
AUGGCAGAAUAUCUCACCAUGCCCAUCCUCAAUGAACUUAUCCGACGAGUCGAGGAGGACCCAGGAAACGAGGACGCUGUGAAGGCAAUGACAUCCGGAAUUCUUUCUUUCUACUUUUCUAUCGAUGAAGGAUUCAUAGUCGCACCCAUAUCAACGGGCGGCAAGUGCUCUACAGGCUUUGGAUACAUUAUCCGCCACAUUCAGCCCAGUCUCUCAGAGAAUCGUAAGAUUGCCGAUCACGUCGUGGUUAGAUCGGAAGUAGAUGAUAAUCUUCAAAGUUGUAUCGAUCGACUUCGGCAUUCCAUUGAGAGCCGAGCUCCAGUGGUGGAAAGUUGUUGGGCAGUAUUGGUUCAGGGUCAGUCGGUCUACUUUUAUGAGUAUCAUGGACAGCUGCCUGAACAUGAGCGUCUUGUGCCCUGGGAACUAUCUGGUCAAUCGCAGGAGCAGCAUGCCUUUCAUGUACGCAGAGAUAGUGUUCAGAUUGAACAGAUGUUGAGGCAUAUGGCACUACAUGAUAUGCCUGCGCGGGAGACAGUGGAGCAUGGAUAA